Messenger RNA from Lodderomyces elongisporus, 912 nucleotides. It is a transcript of the gene ERG25, whose product is annotated as methylsterol monooxygenase. NCBI's taxonomy places the organism in Eukaryota, Fungi, Ascomycota, Pichiomycetes, Serinales, Debaryomycetaceae. The transcript has a single exon. Gene Ontology annotation, cellular component: endoplasmic reticulum membrane. Gene Ontology annotation, molecular function: iron ion binding; C-4 methylsterol oxidase activity. Gene Ontology annotation, biological process: ergosterol biosynthetic process. Bases 1 to 912 code for a protein of 303 amino acids. The record is from RefSeq and is a predicted model, not a curated record.
AUGGGCUUGAGCAGCGUUUACGACAAUUACUCGUCCUUCCACAAUGGCACAACAUUUGCCUCAGCAUUUGACAAUUUCAACAAUGUCCCAAAUUUAAACAUUAUUGAAAAGCUUUGGGGUUCAUACUACUACUAUAUGGGCAAUGACUUAUUUGCUACUGGUCUCUUGUUCUUCUUGACCCAUGAGCUUUUCUAUUUUGGCCGUUGUUUGCCAUGGAUGAUUAUUGAUAGAAUCCCAUAUUUCCGCAAAUACAAGAUCCAAGAUGAAAAAUUACCCAGUGACAAGGAACAAUGGGAAUGCUUGAAAAGUGUGUUAACCUCACACUUUCUUGUUGAAGCGUUCCCCAUCUGGUUCUUCCAUCCAUUGUGUCAAAAAAUUGGUAUCACUUACCAAGUUCCAUUCCCAAAAUUAACAACUAUGCUUUUCCAAUGGGCUUUAUUCUUUGUCUUGGAAGAUGCUUGGCACUAUUGGUUGCACAGAGGAUUACACUAUGGUGUAUUCUACAAGUAUAUUCACAAACAACACCACAGGUAUGCUGCACCAUUUGGAUUGACUGCUGAGUAUGCACACCCAGUUGAAGUUGCUCUUUUGGGCAUGGGAACUGUUGGUAUCCCCAUUGUUUACUGUAUAAUCACACAAAACUUGCAUCUUUUCACCGUGUCCAUUUGGAUCAUCUUGAGAUUGUUCCAAGCAGUCGACUCACACUCGGGAUACGAAUUCCCAUGGUCAUUACACCACUUUUUGCCAUUUUGGGCUGGUGCUGACCACCAUGAUGAACACCACCAUUACUUUAUUGGAUCAUACGCAUCAAGUUUCAGAUGGUGGGAUUACGUUUUGGGAACCGAGGCUGGACCAAAAGGUAAAGCUCAAAGAGAAAAGAAAACUCAAUUAAAGGCAAAAAAAGAAUUAUAA